CAUCAGUCUACACCAGCUCGGAGCAACAUUUAUGAUAGGGACGCCCAGUUCAUAAAAGACGGCACAGCGAAUAGACAUGGUUAUUUUUUUUCUUUUUUUGAGAUAAACAGCUUUCAUACUUUUAUGACUAUUCGAUAACCGGUUCGCGGGGUUACCAUACAAACGAAUGCUAAGCGUUGGAACGUUCAAAAAGCAUGCCAACUUAAAGGCAUUCAAUCAUUUCAUGUCGACUGAAGAACAACGCCAUAUGUUUCCAUAUGUUUUUUUUGUGACGUGAAUGGAAGUGUUUUAGCUCAAGCGGACAGUGCAGUGUAACACUUCGGGAAGUGGGAAAACGCACAACGAAUUGUGCACUGGAAAAAACCCUUGGGAGGUGGAGACAACAAAGCAAAAAAAAAAGAAAGAAAAAACUGUAACAUGCCGUAUACCAUAGUAGAAGUUGAUGAUACCACAAACGGUGAGGUACUACUGGCUGCGCCAGAAAAAUGGGUCGUAACUCCAACCAAAGGAGUUGCACAUCUUUACUGGCCCGACACGAAUCUGGUUGACAAUGUGAGGGAACUGUGGGAAGACGAUCAAAGCGUUCCAACGGAGGAGUGGGACAAAUGGGAAUGCAAAAUAGUGCAGCAAAAUAUUGAGUCGCAAGCAAAGGCGGAAUUUUUUUUACAGAAUUUACAAAAGUUCGAUUGUACGGUUAAAGCGAGUUUGACAGCUUCGACUAGCAACGCCACUGUUACCAAUGUCACGUUGGGCAAUCCUGCUCCGCCAGCAAACCAGCCGAAUAUUGGAAGGAUGAUAAACAGCAGCUGCAACAAGACUUCAGCGUUAGAACGGGAGCUAUUGGGCCCUUCGCCGAGACCGAUGGUAUCGAGCAACCCAUUAAACCAACGAGGAGACAACAAAAGGCGAAAUACAUCAUCAAUACAUAACACGGAUCAAUACUAUGGUCUGUAUGAAGAACUUUGCAAUUUACAGCAAAUAUUGCGAUCAUUUGUUACGUCCCCAACGGGCUCGACACAAAAGGAGCUAACAACAAGUGGACCAAAUAACCCACAUAGCGCGAGAAGCGAACCGAAAGACGAUGCCAUGGAGAUGAAACAAAAGCUAUUCGGUCUGCUUCAAGAGCUGAAGGUUAUGAUGAAAGGCGAUCAGGAAGAGACAAGAGCUAAACUGAAUGAAGUAUCGAAACAAAUCCAAUCAAACACGUCCAAGAGUCGGUUGAGAGAGAAGAGAAGAGAAGAGAAGAGAGAAACGGUUAUGACAAAAUCGGCCAUCCCGUCUGCAACUCCGAACAAACCCAAAGUGUAUCAUCUAACGAACCUAGAUGACAUGAAAAAGUUUGAACAACGUUUGAAUGAUCGAAUCUUUCAGCAGAAGGCUCGCAAACGGGUGAAGCGUGUUGUUGCUCGCGAGGAUGGGCCUGGCAAAUGCAUGAAGCGCAUGUGGGACAUAAUGUUCGAUAAAGCGCCUGUCGAGAAGUUUAGCUGGGCUGGCACGAAUUCAAAAAUUGCACUGCGUGAUUACAAGAACAUCGUCGAUCUGUACAAGUACGGUGGUACCACCGAUGCAAACCACCCGGUGAAUGAUAUGCAGGUGAGAGCGUUUUUUCUUAAAAGUAUCAAGUACGCGACAGAUUUGAAGAACAUACAGAAUUGUAACGAGAAAAAGGCACGGCAAGCGAAAUGUGAUAAGAUUCGUAAACCACCAUCAAGCUGGUGGAGCGUGCAGGAUGCAUGGCUGGAAGAGAAUGUGCAUGAACAAGAUGAAAGCGGUGGUGUACAGGAGCAAAGUACAGAGCAGUAUAAUACCGGCGAGCAGGAAGAAUACGUCGAAGAGUAUGAAUGCGUUGAUGAGAUGCAAAAUUCAGUUUCAGAGGAAAAUUGUAUAGUAUUUUGCGACUCGAUAGAAACAUUGAAUCAAUUCGAGAUCGAUUUAAAUGACCCAAAAUGCCAAGCUGAAACAAUAGAAUGGAUCGAGAAGACGUUUGGUCAUAUUGAGAAUGCGGAAGAUCGGAUGACGUUAUUGCUGGAGCGAUUAAUUGAUGAAAACGUCUUGUUCAACUUUUGCUGGAUGAACGUUGGUAGUGGAAAGUGUUCGUUGAUAAAGUACAUAAACUUUAUCCGACUGUUUCAAUACACCUCCAGAACUGUACUACAUCAGGCUGUAAUGAUCGACCAUGGUUGUGUGGAAGUUUUUUUUAAGAAUUUAUUAGAUGUCUACGAUAAUGUUGAUGUACAACCGUCAAAUUGUACUGCUAGCAGCAUGGUUGACCUGUCUGGUGGUACAGUCGUCGACUCGUGCGACUUAACAGCAUGCCCGUCGAUGGUUCAAGCCCCCAAUGGAACGUGCCCCCAAACGUUGGACUAUUCUGCUAUGGACAAUCAAUAACCCUCCAUUAGGCCCCUCCCAUACGUAUGAAUUACCAUGCUGCAACGAUCUAACCAAUAAGUUACUGUUAGCCAAACCUAUUAGUUGCUUAAGCAGGCCUAGAUCGACUACGAUCGUGGCGCCUAAUACUAAUAUUAAUAUGAUUAGAUUACACUUGCCAAGUUAAGAUCAAAGUAAAUUUAUGUAUCAGGAGGGAUUUUCCAGUGCAAUUUGACGUCCAAGAAUGAAAAGAUAAAGUUAACCCGAUUUGAUAGUUACAUUUACAACAAACUGAGAGAUUUUAUGGUUUUUCUUUAUACUAACUCAUAAGUAUAUCCUAAAUUUUCACUAUUUUACACACAUUUUGGAAACAAUUGCCCGUCUGAUGAACGGAACUAAAGUGUCCUUAAGAUCUUAGUCUCAAUUUAAAAAAGGAGGUUUAGAAAGUAUUUGGCUUCUCAACGAGACACCGUGUCAACGUCAUGGCACACUAAAUUUUGUUAUGUUUUUCGAUGGAUUGGUGAAGAAGAAUGCUAUAAGCCCACUUAAUGUAUACAUGUAUUCGAUUUGAUUUACCUAUUACUCUCCAUAUAUCGUAGGUGUGAAACCGAAUUUAAAAUAAAUAAAACAAUAAACGAUGCAUACGAACGAAAUGUGAUUAAGGGCCAUGCUUCAG
Molecule: messenger RNA, 3043 nt
Organism: Anopheles arabiensis
Lineage: Eukaryota; Metazoa; Arthropoda; Insecta; Diptera; Culicidae
Exons: 2
Coding region: 418-2388 (656 amino acids)
Source: RefSeq, a predicted model, not a curated record